Penicillium odoratum is the source of this 540-nucleotide messenger RNA. RefSeq names its product putative peptidyl-prolyl cis-trans isomerase (gene cyp3). Gene Ontology annotation, biological process: protein folding; protein peptidyl-prolyl isomerization. Bases 1 to 540 code for a protein of 179 amino acids. The transcript has 4 exons. Lineage: Eukaryota; Fungi; Ascomycota; Eurotiomycetes; Eurotiales; Aspergillaceae. Gene Ontology annotation, cellular component: intracellular membrane-bounded organelle. Gene Ontology annotation, molecular function: peptidyl-prolyl cis-trans isomerase activity. The record is from RefSeq and is a predicted model, not a curated record.
AUGGCUGAAUCUGUCGUAACUGACCCAUCUAAUCCGGUGGUGUUCUUUGACAUAGCCCUUGCAGGUGAGCCUCUGGGCCGAGUGAAGAUGGAACUUUUUGCCCAUGUGACGCCACGGACCGCAGAGAAUUUCCGGCAAUUCUGCACAGGCGAGAGCAAAAAUCCCAAAGGACAGCCCCAGGGCUAUAAGGGGAGUAAAUUUCACCGUGUGAUCAAAGAUUUUAUGAUCCAAGGUGGAGACUUCAUCAACGGGGAUGGGACAGGAUCGUGUACUAUCUAUGGAACUCCCAAGUUUGCGGACGAAAACUUCGCCUUGACCCAUGACCGCGCAGGUCUCUUGAGUAUGGCUAACUCGGGACCAAAUACCAAUGGUUGUCAGUUUUUUGUCACCACGACCGCAACACCUUUCCUUAACAACAAACAUGUGGUGUUUGGGCAAGUCAUCGACGGCAUAGAUGUGAUUCGCAUGAUCGAGCAUACACGAACAACAAGGGACAAGCCAAAUCAAGAUGUGACAAUUGUGCAAUGUGGAGAAAUGUAG